AUGGAUAGGAGUUGGAUGCAACUUCAUAGUAGAAGGUCACCUCAGUACAUUGAUGGGGUGAGGGAAUUUAUCUUGUUUGCUCAUGAUCAUAUGAAACCAGGGGCAGAUAAGAUUUGGUGUCCAUGUUAUAUAUGCAACAACCAUAUUCAAAAAGCCAUAGAGGAAGUUGAAAUUCAUUUGUACGCAUAUGGGGUGGUCACGAGUUACACUAGGUGGGUGUAUCAUGGGGAAGCUUUUGAGUUGAAUGACAAUAAUGACUCACAAAAUGAAAAUGACGAUUAUCUUGACAAUGUGACAGAGAAGUCAAAUAGCCCCAAUACUGAGGUGCGAGAAGUUAUUCAUGACAUACGAAGUGGAACAACCACAUUUGGCUAUGCGGGAGAAGCAUCUAGUAGUUGUAAUCCUGACUUACCUAGUAGUUGUGGUGGAGUAACAAAUAAAUUUGCAAGAUUAAUGAGGGAUGCGGAGCAAGAUUUGUAUCCGGAUUGCCAACGAUUCUCCAAACUAUCAUUCAUGGUUAAGUUGCUACAUCUAAAGAUAUUUAAUAGAUGGAGCAACAAAUCGCUCACAAUGUUGCUGGAAUUGUUGAAGGAGGAACUUCCCAUUGGUGAAACAGUUCCAUGCUCUUACAAUGAGGAGUAUGAAAAUGAAGAUGAGUGUCCUUGCAAAGCGCCAAGAUACAAAGUUCGUAAAGGUAAAGGUAAAAAGAUCCCUCACAAGGUUCUGCGAUACUUUCCUUUAAAACCAAGGCUACAAAGGCUAUUCAUAUCAAGGAAGACGGCUAUUGAUAUGAAGUGGCACAAGGAUAAACGUGUAGAGAAGGAAAAUGUAUUGCGUCAUCCGGCUGACUCUGAAGCGUGGAAAGACUUUGACAAAAAGCAUGAGUCAUUCGCCAAAGAUCCUCGUAACGUUAGGCUCGAACUAGCUAGCAAUGGUUUUAACCAAUUUGGAAACAUGAGUAACUCAUAUAGCAUAUGGCCGGUUUUUCUUGUCCCAUACAAUUUACCACCAUGGAAAUGUAUGAAGGAUCCAUUUUUUAUGAUGCCUUUGCUUAUUCCUGGGCGUAUGGCUCCCGGGUUUGACAUUGAUGUGUUUUUACGGCCAUUGAUAGAUGAGUUAAAGGAGUUAUGGGAGGUAGGGGUAAAAACAUACAAUGCAUCAAAUGGCCAAAAUUUUCAAUUACGUGCCACAUUGUUAUGGACCAUCAAUGAUUUCCCUGCAUAUGGUAACCUAUCCGGUUGGAGCACCAAAGGAAAAUUGGCUUGUCCUUCAUGUAAUGAGGAUGCAUCUCACCAAUACUUGCAUCAUUGGAAGAAAAUUUGUUACACGGGACAUCGUCAUUUUUUGCCGCAUAAUCAUGUUUUACGACAAAGCAAGGCAUUUAAUGGUGAGCCAGAGCGUAGAUCGGAACCCAAGUUGUUGUCUGGGGAGGAGGUUUUAGGACAAUUGGAGCAUCUUGACUCGACAGUAUUUGGGAAGACAGAUGAACGUGGGAAGAAGCAAAAACGUUCUCCUCAAUAUUUAAAUUAG
Molecule: messenger RNA, 1530 nt
Organism: Camellia sinensis
Lineage: Eukaryota; Viridiplantae; Streptophyta; Magnoliopsida; Ericales; Theaceae
Source: RefSeq, a predicted model, not a curated record